CUGUGUGUGCUGCCGGUGAUGAUGGCGGCUGGAGCCCGAUUCCUGUCUUUGGGAUCCAGCUAGUAUUGGACACAUUGAACCCCUCUGGCAGGAUGGACGGGAAUGGGUUUCCGGACCAGGAGCAGCUGCUGCAGUUUUUAAAGAAACUCAAAGAGGUCUUUGACGUGUGUGACGAGGACGACGAUGGUUACAUUCGUGUUGAGCAUUUCAUUGAUCUCGGAUUGCAGUUCGGGCAAGGAGACGAGGUGCAGAAGCUGACCAAAUAUCUGGACCCCAAUGAGCUGGGCAGGAUAAACUUUAAGGAUUUCUGCCAUGGCGUGUUUGCUAUAAAAGGUUGUGAAGAAAUAUUGAAAAAUGCAUUGGGGGCUAGGAGUGCCCUGUGUCGUCAGUAUGAGGCAGAGUAUGAGGAGUAUUACUACCAGCGAGGGGAGGAGGUGCUGGGACGCCCCUACGUGGUCUGUGAUCAAGCGUACGGAGAGUGCGAGAUCUUCCCCACUGAUGAGGACGGCAUGACGCUGCCCCAGAGAGACAGCCACCGUGAGUCGGACAUGGACAGCGCCAUCGGGAGCACGCACAGCUCUGAGGCUUCCGACCUGUGCAGGGGAGAGGACAAGGAGGAGGGGCUGGGGGGGCUCUUCCUUCCCACAGACAAGUCUAUCCCACACAACCUCUCGGCUGCGUCGGACCUGUCCACGCACUCCACCGCCUCGCUCAUCAGCAACGAGGAGCAGUUCGAGGACUACGGGGAGGGGGAGGAUGUGGACUACACUCCCAGCAGCCCCUGCCCUGACGACGAAACCAGGACCAACGGCUUCUCUGACCUUGGCUCCUCCGUCUCCUCCAGUGCUGGCCAAACCCCCAGGAAGAUGAGGCACAUCUACAACAAUGACCUGCUGGAUGUGUACUGCUCCCAGUGCUGCAAGAAAAUCAAUCUUCUCAAUGACCUGGAGGCCAGGCUGAAGAACCUGAAAGCCAACAGUCCCAACAGGAAAAUAACAAGCACCGCCUUUGGACGGCAACUGUUUCACAACAGCAACUUCAGCAGCAGCAAUGGCAGCACAGAGGAUCUGUUCAGAGACAGCAUUGAUUCCUGUGACAACGACAUCACCGAGAAGGUGAGCUCUCUGGAGAAGAAGGUGACGGAGCUGGAGAAUGACAGCUCGCUGAACGGGGACUUGAAGGGCAAGCUGAAGCAGGAGAACACACAACUGGUGCACAGAGUUCAUGAGCUGGAGGAGCAGAUAAAGGACCAGGAGGCACGAGCAGAGCAGGUGCUGGAGGAGGAGAUCAAGAGGCACAGAGAGGCCUACGUGAAGAUGGAGAGGGAGAAGAGCACAGAGAUAGAGCUGCUCAACAACAGGGUACAGCAACUGGAAGAUGAAAACGGGGAAAUGGGCAGCAGCGUAAACAGAUUAAAAUCACAAACAGAGAAACUGGAUGAGGAAAGGCAGCGGAUGACAUACAAGCUGGAGGACACCAGCCUGCGGCUGAAGGAUGAGAUGGAUUUGUACAAGAAGAUGAUGGACAAGCUGAGACAGAACCGGCAUGAGUUCCAGAAGGAGAGAGAGGCAACGCAGGAGGUGAGAGAGAGAGAGAGAGAGAGAGAGAGAGCGAGAGAGAGAGAGAGAGAGCAUUAUGGGUCACACCUCUAAACUAGCAAUAUUACC
This is a messenger RNA of Polyodon spathula (Mississippi paddlefish), 1667 nucleotides long. RefSeq names its product rab11 family-interacting protein 4A-like. Gene Ontology annotation, biological process: regulation of cytokinesis; endocytic recycling. Gene Ontology annotation, molecular function: calcium ion binding. The coding region runs from base 93 to 1652 and encodes 519 amino acids. The transcript has 12 exons. Lineage: Eukaryota; Metazoa; Chordata; Actinopteri; Acipenseriformes; Polyodontidae. Gene Ontology annotation, cellular component: endocytic vesicle; cleavage furrow; recycling endosome membrane. The record is from RefSeq and is a predicted model, not a curated record.